Molecule: messenger RNA, 1469 nt
Organism: Arabidopsis lyrata subsp. lyrata
Lineage: Eukaryota; Viridiplantae; Streptophyta; Magnoliopsida; Brassicales; Brassicaceae
Product: aquaporin NIP3-1
Exons: 4
Coding region: 124-1089 (321 amino acids)
Biological process (GO): transmembrane transport
Cellular component (GO): membrane
Molecular function (GO): channel activity
Source: RefSeq, a predicted model, not a curated record
AAAAAAAAAGUCAACUUUAUUAUUUGCUUAUAAGUUAUAACGAAUACAAAGUAGAGUUGACCAUUUGAGUUUUUUUGGAUGAGCAAACCAUAAACUUGGAGAAAGGUCACCAUAGUUCCAUCAAUGGCUGAGAUUUCUGAUAUUACUACUCAGGCUCAAACCGUUGUCUUGAACAUCGAUCGAUCAAUUGAUGAUUCCCGGUCGUCGGAUUUAUCCGGUCCUCUUGUGUCCGUAUCGUUUGUUCAAAAGUUGAUUGGAGAGUUCGUGGGAACAUUCUCUAUGAUAUUUGCCGGUUGUUCGGCCAUCGUGGUAAAUGAGACGUACGGAAAACCGGUGACACUUCCCGGUAUAGCUUUGGUAUGGGGACUAACCGUAACGGUUAUGAUCUACUCAAUUGGUCAUGUCUCCGGUGCACAUUUCAACCCUGCUGUUUCCAUUGCUUUUGCCUCUUCUAAAAAGUUCCCUUUUAAUCAGGUUCCAGGGUAUAUAGCCGCUCAAGUUCUCGGAUCGACCUUAGCUGCUGCAGCUUUACGGCUUGUGUUCCAUCUGAAUGAUGAUGUUUGUAGCCUCAAAGGCGAUGUUUACGUUGGAACAUAUCCAUCAAACUCAACCACAACGUCGUUUGUAAUGGAGUUCAUUGCUACUUUCAAUCUAAUGUUUGUUAUAUCUGCUGUCGCUACCGAUAAACGAGCCACGGGGUCACUCGCUGGAAUCGCUAUUGGUGCAACCGUAGUACUCGACAUCCUUUUCUCCGGGCCAAUAUCAGGAGCAUCGAUGAAUCCAGCAAGAAGCUUAGGACCUGCACUUAUAUGGGGAUGUUAUAAGGACUUAUGGUUAUACAUAAUUUCACCGGUGCUCGGAGCAUUAUCAGGGGCAUGGACUUAUGAUUUGUUACGAUCCACAAAGAAAUCAUAUAGUGAGAUUAUUCGUCCAAAUUGCAAUAAAGUUUCUUCGAGAGAUCACCAAGAAGCUUCUCAAGAUGAGAUUUGUGUUUUACGAGUGGUUGAUCCAGCUAAUCAAAACUAUUUCAUAUGUUCAUCACCUAAUGAUAUCAAUGGUAAAUGUAAUGUUACAUGUAAGUUGGCGUGAAUUAAAUCGAUGUAUUGGCCAGUACUAGUUCAAUACCCAUGUAUUUGUUUUCUGGUUUCAUAUUAUUGUGUAUAUUUUUAUUUUUUAUGCGCGCGAUAAGUGAUAAAAGCUUAUUAACACAUAAAUGUUUUCUCAUGCUCAACUUUAUAUAGUAACAAGAAUAUAUUCACAGAGUUUGAAAGCGCCAAGUGAAGAGACAUAUAUAUCAAUAUCUAAGUUUCAAAUUUUCGUUUCACAUUUAAAUGCAUUUUCGUUUUAAUUUAGCGGUAUAAUCAUAUAAACAAAGAAUCUAGGUGUUCAUUUACUCAUUGUGAAGACAAAGAAUAAUAGAGUACACAGAGAAGUUAAUGAGACAGAGACACAAAAAUGAUAGAGAGCUG